CUUCGUUUUUCAUUUGGAGUCUCAUAUGACUUAUGAGGCCUUUCUCCUAUUGAUAUUUAUUAACCUAAUACUUCCUCGUUUUGGUUUGAUGAUUUCUUUUUCGCCACAAUAAACUAUUGAAGAGAUUACAGCAACAGAUACGCACCAGGGAUUUCGAAAACACUACGAGUGUGUCUAUGUCAAAAAUGAUAGAUUCAAUAACAAGGCAAGAGACACGCAAGUCAGGUGCAUCAAGACCCGAUUCGUCACCUGGGCUGAAUCGAUGUUUAUCUGGAAAUCACCUUGAUGACACAUCGUACUAUACCGGACAUCCUAGUGACUCUCAAGGAAUAACAGAUCAAGAGACGGAGCACGUUUCUACUGUUGAUUCAGAAGAUACUGAUACCGAUGGUGUUUCUACUAUAUCCCCAGAAGUUAUAGAUGGUAUCGAGGUUGAGAGGGAUGUUGAGUUGGGCAGAGAAAAGACCCGAAAGAGCUUGAAAAGUGUUAGAGAUUUAAACCUAGUUACCUGGGAAGGACCGGAUGAUCCAGAGAACCCUAAGAAUUGGAAAAUCGGACGUAAAUGGGCUGCUGUAUUGGUAGUGUCGAGUUUUACCUUUAUAUCCCCUGUUUCCUCCUCCAUGGUAGCACCAGCCCUUGCUUCGAUAUCUUCAGAUUUACAUAUUGUGAAUUCCAUAGAGCAGAGUUUGGUGCUGUCUAUUUUCGUCCUGGCUUAUGCUGUUGGUAAGUCAAUUCUAUUGUCCCAACUAUGGACAGCCACUAACACUAAAGUAGGCCCACUAUUCCUUGGUCCCCUAAGUGAAAUGUUUGGACGAGUCAUUGUAGUGCAAAUAAGUAACCUCAUAUACUUGUUUUUCAACCUCGGUUGUGGUCUGGCGCAUACUAAGGGACAACUGAUUGCUUUCCGAUUUCUGGCCGGUCUAGGCGGCUCCGCGCCUUUGGCUCUUGGAGGUGGAGUGCUCAGUGAUUUAUUCACGGCCGAAGAACGUGGCAAAGCAAUCUCUGUAUACUCCCUCGCUCCACUGCUAGGGCCGGCAAUAGGACCAAUAGCAGGCGGGUUUAUAGCUGAGAAUACUACGUGGAGAUGGGUAUUUUAUGCUACAACUAUAGCUGAUGCAGUCAUUCAAACCAUAGGAUUAUUCUUUCUUCAAGAAACGUUUGCGCCCGUUUUACUGGGACGCAAGAAGAACAAGCUUAUCCAGGAAACAGGAAAUCAAGAUCUUCACACAGAAUGGGAUGUACCAAACCGAACCAUUACUACGACCAUCAAGAUUAGUUUAACGCGACCAUUCAAAUUACUUGGUAUGCUUAAGCGUUCCAUUAAAUCCUUUGUUGUUAAUAUUCCGGUACACCUUCCACACAGGCAUUGCAAAUUCUCAAAGAUAAACAACUUGUUGAGGGCUUGCUGAGGAAGAAAGCAUCUUCCUCAAAAGAUCGUUGCUCAUAUAAAGGGCAAUGGUCUUGUAGUGAAAUCACUAUGCUUAGACUCCCGCGGAACAUCUUCGCCUCAAAUCUUUUCCUGUACUGACUCUCGGAUUUAGGAACACAAGUGAUUAUACAGGUGUUGGCUGUAUAUAUGGCUUACCUCUAUGGUAUAAUGUAUCUCGUACUCUCUACAUUUCCGGGACUGUGGGAAGGCGUAUACGGCGAAAGUACUGCAAUCGGUGGACUGAACUACAUAUCUUUGGGGACUGGUUUCUUUCUAGGUACGCAGAUAUGUGCUCCCGCACAAGACAGGAUUUAUCGGGCCCUAAAAGCACGUAACAAUGGGGUCGGGAAGCCCGAAUUUCGAGUUCCUCUAAUGAUUCCUGGUGCUUUACUUGUGCCAGUCGGGCUCUUCUGGUACGGAUGGAGUGCUCAAGCCCAAACUCACUGGAUAGUGCCAAAUAUUGGAGCGGCAAUCUUCGCAGCAGGAACUAUCAUUGGAUUUCAAUGCAUUCAAACGUACAUUGUCGACUCCUACACCAAAUACGCUGCAAGUGCUGUAGGUGCAGCGACCGUCAUGAGAAGUUUGGCUGGCUUCGGAUUCCCAUUGUUUGCACCAUACAUGUACGCAGCGUUAGAUUAUGGGUGGGGCAAUAGUUUGCUUGGAUUUAUUGCGAUUGGGUUGGGAUGGCCGGCUCCCAUCUUGUUGUGGAUGUAUGGCGAGAAGCUUCGCACGAGGAGUACAUUUGCAGCUGGAUAAGAGAAACACAAAAAUAUACGAGUGCGAGUGUGAGGAGGAUGCGUGGUGCUGAGUUCUUGUUUGUUGAGCGCGAUCGUACGAGUGAGCGAAAAAUGGCAUGCAUGAAUAAUGCGGGGUUACUGGGGGUUUUCAAGGUCAAACGGCGACGUAAAAUACCCCUUUUGCGGGUAAACUUAAUGAGUACAUAGAAAUAGUAAUACGAUUGUCAUUGAAAGAAAAUAAUAC
Sclerotinia trifoliorum is the source of this 2410-nucleotide messenger RNA. Lineage: Eukaryota; Fungi; Ascomycota; Leotiomycetes; Helotiales; Sclerotiniaceae. The record is from the annotation of a GenBank genome assembly.